UUUAAAAACACCCUAAAACCCUAACAAGACCCCUAAUCAUGGUAGCAUCUAAAAUAUAUAUGGUAGGGUUACCCAUCCUCAGCCACUCCAUAGUUUUCCCUCACUGGCUUUCGACCUCAUUUCCUCCUGCUUUGUCUUUUCUAUAUUCUUUUACUCAGACAUGAAGGGGAUGGAAAAAUAGGUACUACCAAAGAAAAGGGAAAUACGAUUAUUAGUGGCUUUUGAGCUUUUUUUUGAAUUUUAUAAAAAUAUUUUUGCUUAUUUUUAUCAAACAGUAGUAGGAGAGUAGGAGGAGGAGGGGGCCGGGUCGAAUUUUAUUGGGUCUCGUAUAUGACUGAGAAAUUUUUCUAUGGGAAAGAAGCCUCAGAAAACGAAGGAGCUAUCAGUGGCAAUAGCAGAAGCUUCGUCAACCGGAGACGAAUCCCAGCAGCAACCCCAGGCUCAUACCCCAAGAAAGAGAGGAAGGCCUCGCAAGAUUAUUAUUGAAGAGCAAUCCACAGCAGGAAUAGAAGAAUCUGCUUCUGCUUCUGUAGCUGAAGAUGUUAAAGAAAGUGAUUCCAAAAAAGCAAAAGUAGAUGAGGAUGAGGAUGAUGAAGAUCAAAAGCAGAAGCAACAGGAAGAGUUACAGCAGCCAAAGGUAAAAGAAGAAGAAGAAGAAGAAGGUAGUGGUAAAAAAGAAGAAGAAGAAGGUAGCGGUAAAAAAGAAGAAGAAGGUAGAGGUAAAAAAGAAGAGAGUUUUUUACCUAGGGAGCCUUCAAGAAGUAGAGCAAGGAGGAAAAGCAAACCCAGAAAGAGUAGCCAUAACUAGUUACUCUCAUGGUAAUUUCUUUUAUUGUUCUUAGUUUCCUCUUCUGUGUUAAAAACAUCUGGAAAAUUAAUUAAAUCAAUCAAAAAAUCUGUAAAGGCAACAUAUUAUCUCUCGUUAAUUUCCUGCAUAUAAAUUAUAUGCAGAAGAUAGAGAGUUGGACUUCGUUUUUGCAUUUGACUUCUUCCAGCCUCUGCCUUUGUAUAAUAUAAUCAGCUUUUCUGUACGCAAUCAAAAUGCUUUCCGAUUA
Molecule: messenger RNA, 1055 nt
Organism: Malus domestica (apple)
Lineage: Eukaryota; Viridiplantae; Streptophyta; Magnoliopsida; Rosales; Rosaceae
Source: RefSeq, a predicted model, not a curated record